Messenger RNA from Patiria miniata (bat star), 1443 nucleotides. RefSeq lists its product as uncharacterized. NCBI's taxonomy places the organism in Eukaryota, Metazoa, Echinodermata, Asteroidea, Valvatida, Asterinidae. The coding region runs from base 261 to 827 and encodes 188 amino acids. The transcript is spliced from 12 exons. The record is from RefSeq and is a predicted model, not a curated record.
UAUGAGCCGCCCAGACCAAGCGAUCAGAUGCAGACUGCCACAGCUGUUGCGCUCGUGUCGUGUGGCCAACUUCUAGCUGGCGCAUCCAGGGUUUGCAAGGUCGGCCCUGGGUCUCUUCCAGGCAGUGUCAGGGCUACCGUAGUAGUGAGUACAUUUCUACUGAUCUUCCUGCCAGCAAUUAUUACAGACAUUCCGGCGAUUGUCGUCAACUAGCCAGCUUAUCUCUACUUCAGGAGCACAACAGUGCAACUUCAUUCAAGAUGAAGGCUUAUAUCUGCUUGGUCGUUCUGGUGUGCCUAGGCUCUGUCUUCGCGGCUGAAACUAACAAAGCCGACGAGGUUGCUGUGAAACAAUAUCAAGGAGCACCCUGUGGUUAUGAUUUUCCACCGUGCGAUCCCGGCUUGACCUGCAUGCCAUGGGGAGUGUGCGACUUUGCUCUCAAGAGAAUGGCAAAUGUUGAAGCCGACGAGGUUGCUGUGAAACAAUAUCAAGGAGCACCCUGUGGUUAUGAUUUUCCACCGUGUGAUCCCGGCUUGGCCUGCAUGCCAUGGGGAGUGUGCGACUUUGCUCUCAAGAGAAUGGCAAAUGUUGAAGCCGACGAGGUUGCUGUGAAACAAUAUCAAGGAGCACCCUGUGGUUAUGAUUUUCCACCGUGUGAUCCCGGCUUGGCCUGCAUGCCAUGGGGAGUGUGCGACUUUGCUCUCAAGAGAAUGGCAAAUGUUGAAGCCGACGAGGUUGCUGUGAAGCAAUAUCCAAGAGAUCGCUGUGGUUUUGACUCACCGUGCCAUCCCGGCUUGGCCUGCAUGCCAUGGGGAGAUUGCGAAUAAGCUCGCAAGAGAAUGGCAAAAUAUUGAAGAUUCCAAAUGCCAACAGCCUUGGGAUGAUGAAGUCGCAAUUGAUUAUUUAUUACGGUGUAGGGAUUAAGUUGUAUUGUCUUUGCCUUGUUCGAGUUAAAUGAGACUUUUUGCAUCUACAUGUAAUUGAAAUUCCCACAAGGAAUAAAAGUUGACAAAGCUAACUCCCGUGAGUAAAUUUAUGACAUAUUUUUCGAUUACUAUUUAAUCUGAUCCUAAUCAGAAUCUUUAUCUGGAAAUGAACAACAACACCCGAUGGGUGUCACGAUUGUGAAGCUACCACUGCGAGUUUCUCUGACACAACUUCCUCCUUUGCAUCGCAUUUAUUUAGCAUGUUGUCUUGUUAUUACAUAGGCCUUUCUUUACAGCUUGCUGAAAUCAGUUUUCGCUUACAAGACAUUAUACAGUGAAUUAUGAAGACUUAAAACUGACCUGUAGGCAGAUGAAACAAAUCACACGCUAUAUCUGAACUAAACAAAAGCAUGAAAAGUCAUUCUGGGUGGUGGGUCUUAAUUAUUGUAAUCACACUUUUAAGAUUUCUGUUGAAUAAAUGCUGUUGGCAUGGUAUGAGCUCCUGCGACCAAAGUUA